Hyalella azteca is the source of this 479-nucleotide messenger RNA. It is a transcript of the gene Gem2, whose product is annotated as gem-associated protein 2-like. Gene Ontology annotation, biological process: spliceosomal snRNP assembly. The record is from RefSeq and is a predicted model, not a curated record. Lineage: Eukaryota; Metazoa; Arthropoda; Malacostraca; Amphipoda; Hyalellidae. Gene Ontology annotation, cellular component: nucleus; SMN complex. The transcript has 3 exons. The coding region runs from base 38 to 391 and encodes 117 amino acids.
AUCAGAAGACAGGCAAGCUUCAGCGUCAACGACAGCAAUGAGCGAUGCCGUCCCCGUCCCUGAGCCCGCAGACGGGCAUGAUCCUCUCCUGUCUGUACUGUUGAACGUUAGACAGGCAACCCUGCAGCGCCUGAUGGAGUGGCACGUGGGGUGGGUGGAGGUGGGUGGGUUCAGCGAGCCCCAGGGGCGGUGGUUGUACUCGCUGGUGUGCUGCCUUGAGACGCCCCUCACCCCAGAGCUUGGGGACAACCUCAGGAAGCUGGUCUUCCUCUGCGCCGCCGCCAGAGCUGCUCUCGACUCUGCAGCUCAUCCACACCUGUCACAGCUCAACACACUCAUCACCAUCGUCACCAGGUUCUUCAACCAGGAGGACCUGGCAGAUCCGCGCUAAUAUUUUCACUAAAAGUUCAGCUGGCAAGCUUAUAUGUUACGCGAUGUUCUUCUAAUUAAUCCUCAAUUGCAGUUUCGCCUCAUUUUUU